UAGAGGGUUGCAAUUCCAUUGAAUUGAGGAUAGUUUAACCAAAAUAUGCCUAGAAUUGCCUUAUGUGUGUCCCACAAAAAAGCUUCACUGUUAAUAAGCUAACUUUUUUUUUACGAAUUUAAGCAAAAUGCACAGAUUUCCCGGGCUUAACUUCCCAUGUAAAAUUUCUGGAAAAGUUUCUGACCCUUUGCAACCUUGAGCUAAUUCCCCCAGAAAUAUAUGUGUGUGUAUUUUGCUCAACUCCCCAGGGGCCGUAUGUUUGACACGCCUGGAUUAGCUCAAGGUCUAUUGUUCAAUUUAUACGCUAUAGCUAGCCUAACCAGUUUCCACCAAGUCAUGAGUAAUUGUGAAGAAGUAAAGAGUUUGACUGACUGAGCGAGUCUAGAGAGGGAUGGAUGGCUAAAUGAUUUGAGGUUUACAUAAUGGUAGGGGAUUAAUAACACAACCUUUUUCUCCCUUGUUCUCUGCUGCACUUGGAUUUUACAGCAGGCACACAGCUCUAUCACUCUGCAUUAUGCGUCCUUGUCCAGUUCCUGAUGAUGAGGCUUAUGGGAAGGACGAUAACAACCGUCCUGUCCAGCUUUAUUUUUCAAAUGGCAUACCUGCUGUCAGGCUACUACUACACAGCUACAGAAGAAUACGAUAUCAAAUGGACCAUGCCCCAAUGUGUCCUUGCACUCAAACUUAUCGGUUUGUCAUUUGAUUACUAUGACGGUGGCCAGGAACCAUCCAAGUUGAAUGAGGAGCAGAAGAGGUCAGCCCUGGCCAAUGUUCCCUCUCUGCUGGAGGUUAUCGGCUUCUCCUACUUCUACGGAGGCUUUCUGGUGGGACCCCAGUUCACACUGCGCAGCUACCAGAGGCUAGUCAAAGGGGAGCUCACCGACUGCCCCGGACAGCCACCUAACAGUGUUAUACCUGCUAUGAAGCGGUUCUCCCUCGGCCUCCUCUGCCUGGUGAUCUACGCAAUAUUUAGUCCGCACUACCCAGAUAGCUAUUACCUAACAGAUGAGUACGACGCGCAGCCGUUCUGGUACCGCUGUGUCUUCAUCCUCCUUUGGGCCAAAGUCAUCCUGUACAAAUAUGUGAGCUGCUGGGUCAUAGCGGAGGGCGUCUGUAUACUCUCUGGGCUCGGCUAUAAUGGGCUGGGUCAGAAUGGCGAGCACCAAUGGGACGCCUGUGCAAAUAUGAAGGUGUGGACGUUUGAGACCACACCCCUUUUCACAGGCACCAUCGCCUCCUUCAACAUAAACACCAAUGCCUGGGUGGCCAGGCACGUGUUUAAGCGGUUGAAGUUCCUGGGCAAUAAGCUCCUGUCUCAGGUGACCGCGCUCGCGUUCCUGGCCAUCUGGCAUGGCACGCACUCUGGAUACCUCCUCUGCUUCUCCAUGGAGUUCAUCAUCGUAAAUGUGGAGAGACAGGCCCAAGCGCUGGUGAGGGACAGUCCCCUGCUGACCCGCCUGGCCAACAGUCCUCUCUACCCCCUCAUCUACCUGGUCCAGCAGUUCAUCCACUGGCUCUUCAUGGGCUAUCCUUUAGUGCCCUUCUGCCUCUUCACCUACGACAAGUGGCUCAGGGUGUAUUCAUCCAUUUAUUUCUGUGGCCACAUAUUCUUCUUCACAUUGUAUCUAGGCAUCCCAUAUCUCCGCAAGGUUCUGGUACCUAGAAAAGAACGGAGCGAGAAAAAGGAGGACUAGAACUAUGUUAGGUCUCUGGCUGAAUCUCCACCCAGGAUGUGACUGAAGGGAACUGUGACUUUUAACUAGGAGCAGAUCAGAAAAUAUUUUAAAGCCUUUAAUAUUAUUUCUGUGUACAUGUUUUUUUUCUAUUUAUUUUAGUGUUUUGGACAGGACGCACGUUUUUUGGGACCAGGGAGAUGAGGGUACAGGAAAUAACCUUUGUUCCACAAUUGUGAGCCAAUCACGCUGUGUUUUCUUGAUUUUAGAGAACUUGAGAGACUGACGUCUUGUAUACACAGAAUAUUGCACUCUCCACUCACGGGCUCUGGGUCUGUAGACUGCUCUGUUUUUAUGAUCUCUCUUCCUGUUUCAACCCUCCCCUCAAGUCCAUAUAGACGGCGUAUACAAAACAUCCUAAUAUUGAGUUGCACCCCCCCCCCCCCCCCCCCCCCACAGCCUCAAUUCGUCGGGCAUGGACUCUACAAGGUGUUGAAAGCUUUCCACAGGGAUGCUGGCCCAUGUUGACUCCAGUGCUUCCCACAGUUGUGUCAAGUUGACUGGUUGUCCUUUGGGUGGUGGACCAUUCUUGAUACACACGCAAAACUGUUGCGCGUGGAAAAACCCAGCCACAUUGCAGUUCUUCACACAAGCCGGUGCGCCUGGCACCUACUACCAUACCCCGUUCAAAGGCACUUUAAUAUUUAAUAUCUUGCCCAUUCAAUGUCUGAAUGGCAGACAUACACAAUCCAUGUCUCAAGGCUUAAAAAUUGUUCUUUGUUCUGUCUCCUCCCCUUUAUCUACACUGAUUUUGAAGUGAAUUUAACAAGUGACAUAAAUAAGGGAUCUGAGCUUCACCUGAUUCCCCUUGCCAGUCUGUCAUGGAAAGAGCAGGUAUUCUUAAUGUAUUCUCUACGCGGUGUAGAAAACCUGCACAGACAUGGCUAUGGUUCAGGCACAACAGAAAUGUAUUUGGCACUUUCAGAUUUUAUUUUAACAUGCAUUUUGUUGAGAGAACAAAAAAAACAAGGAUUGCUGCUCUGACUGGAAUUAUAUAUUUUUGAGGAGUGUUUUCAUUGAUCCGUUGGCCAACACUCACAAGAAGCACUGUAAAACACUGUACACACUUAACAUGUGACUCAAGAAUGGCCUUGUAUUAUCAACGAAUGUUUUUACGUUUAUUCUGGUUUCAAUUCAGAUUUUGUUUCCGAUAUUUCGUGAUGAGACUGGAUUUUAUAGCUAUUUUAAGAGGGUUUUAUGAUAGACCAUUUUGUAGCUUUGGAUAAGAUUCCAUGAAGGGAUUUCAAUGCUUUCCUCUUCCCCAUCUCCUUCUCAUUACUUUUUCCUCCUCCAUCCCCCUCUCCUCGUGGCUUUGUCUGCCAUUCACCAUCCUCCUAUCACUCCAUUGCCACCACACACCCUUCCUGGCUGUCUCUGAACAAACUGGAAAACAAACUUGCAACUAAAACAACAGGUAACCAAAACCACCACUUUUACAUUGAGUGACAUCACCAUACCAAUGUCAACAGCAUCACCCGUGGUCUCCAGUGAGAUCUAGCACCGUCCUCUAUCUUUCUUAAGAAAAAAAAAAAAUCUCCCUAACCACUGGCGCAAGGUCAGAUCUAGAAUGUUUGACCUGUCAGAUACUCUGUUCCUACAUCUGUGUUAAGAGGCAACUUCUACCACGAUCCUUUUCCAAUGCAGAGACACAUUGGGAGAGCAGUGACUCACUGUAGCAACAACCCAGAUUUUAAUAAUAUUUAUACUUGUGGUAAUAAUUAAUUGAUGUGAAUUAAUUGUUAUUCCAGAGACUACUUUUUUGCCUUAUUGCUACCAAAUGUACAAAGGAAAAGAGAAAUGGAAAAAAAAUAAUUUUAAAUAAACUUUUUGUAAUGUUCAUUAAAAUGCUGGAUUUUAAAAACCAAA
This is a messenger RNA of Oncorhynchus mykiss (rainbow trout), 3599 nucleotides long. The record is from RefSeq and is a predicted model, not a curated record. Lineage: Eukaryota; Metazoa; Chordata; Actinopteri; Salmoniformes; Salmonidae.